CCGCCCGUCGGCCGGCGGUCCCCAGGCGCUCUCCGCCGGCUCCGACGCGCCGCUCGCCGCGCACCGUGCCCGGGUCGGCGCCGCGCGUCACCGCCGUCAAAGCGGGUCUCAGCAAGCAGCGGCUGGCCGCGCUGGCCAAGCCCAAGCAGCCGGCGCAGCGGAAGACGUCGCCGCCGCGCGCUGCUCGCAUUGUGAAGCCGGUCCAGCGCCGCGCGACUGUAGCGCCGUCUGUGGGCGGGUCGCUGGCGCCGCCGGCCGGUCUGCCCAAUACGAUGCGCCGCUCGCUGAGCGCCAUGCACCGGUCGCGGUCGACCUCAGACCGCUCUGCGGCGGUGCACCGGCCGGCCGCCUUUGUGGCCGCCGUACCAAGGGAGGAUGAGCUGGACACCGCCCGCGCCAUUGGUGGAGCUCCUACCGAGGUACCUCGAACGGCGCCGCAGCAGCAGCCGUCGGCGACUCCAGGUCGCCCCCGUCCGUCCGCUACUCCAGCGAGGAGCCGUCCGUCUGCCACUCCGGCACGUGGCCGUCCUUCCGCCACCCCGGCCCGCGGCCUCCCAUCCGCCAGCCGGCCCCGUCUGCCUACCGAACAGACUCUCCAGGAGCGCCUGGAGCAGUGGCUGGCGCGCCGCGGCAAGCAGCUCAGCUCGUUCAAGCACCUUCACUGUUUCGGCAGCGAGCUGACGCAGCCGACGCCGUCGCGCGCGCAGGCAGCCAAGGCCCGCCGCUCGGUGGCUCCCCGAGUCCAGCUCGACCCCGGCUCUCCUCCGCUCAGGGCCACCCCUACUGUGAAAGUGUCGCCAACCACGCCUGUGACGACUGCUAAGGUGACACCGGCGGCCGCGAAGAAGGGGGCGCCACAGACGCCCGAUGCCGCAUCCGGUGGCGAGGAACGCAUGGACAACGUGCUCUCCGACUUGAGGGAGCUGCAGGAGCUGGGUCUGCCCUCGGACCAGGUGGUCAGCUGGCUGGAGCGGCUCUCACGGGACCCGGUGUCGGCCGGCCGCGCCCGCUACUGGCUGUGCCGCGCCUCGGCCGCUGAGCGGGACGGCCAGCUGGACACUGUGCUGCACUGCUUCCGGCAGGCGUCACACGCCCAGGCUGAGCCGGUGGCCGAGCUGAUCUCCGGGCUGGAGAACUUCGUGAAGCGCGCCGCCAGCGCUACGGCCGCCCCGGGCACCCCCCAGGAGGCAUCCGAGGACACCGAGAACGCUCCUCCGCCGGUGGACGCGGACGGCACGCCGGGCCCAGGGCGCCGGCGUCGCGCCGAGACCCGCACCCCGCGACGCCCACUGCUCGACAGAAGCAAUGUAUUCGACUCGAGCGUGAUCAAGUACGCGCUCGUGGACGAUGAGACGGUGCUGAAGAAACUGGCGGCGCUGCGUCUGGGCGCUGCCGGAGAGGCUCCGAGCGGCGACAUCCUCUCCGUUAUCACGCCGGUGCGCCGCUCCACGCGCCAGAGGUCGGCCAAACUACUGGCCAACCCGCACAUGGCGCUCUUUGACUCUGUGGAGGCUAUCUCGGAGUCGCUGCGCCGCUCAGCACUGUUCCGCAAGAACAGCGCCCUGAUGAGCCCCUGAACAGGGUGAGAGAAGGCGGCGGGGAUGAGCUGCAGCUGGCGAGGGGUCAGGAAUCGCACAGGUGGUGAGUGUUGGGAAGGAGCUUGUCAAGGGAGGACCUCGGUGUGAGCUAUCGUGGACCAAAUGAGUCAGACUGGUCCGACGAAUGUCCGAUGUCGUGUCGAACGUCUCAAACGUACCGCGGUGUGGUAACCGGCUCAGCUAGAUAGUCGCUCCUCCAGCCGCCCUGUUUCUCGUUUAGCAGUCCAGCGUGCUAAUCGCUGGCAGCAGCAAAAAGAUCAGCACGCAAACUAUUAGUUUUAAUCAUUAUCAACUAUCAAGGGAAUGUUUAUUUGCUCCUGCUUUUAGGCGUUCACCCAAUAAAUGCUGUGUAACGACCGCGACCGACGAAAAACCACGAAGUAGUGGUUUUUAGUCACGAUUUAGUAAGUAGAUGUGUCGACUACGAACCGUUUAGGGGCCUUAUAACCGCUUAACAUCGUCGUAAAGAAGGACGUUUUUCAGGACGUGUUGAUGUGCCUCGACCAUGCAUGCAGCGCUACAGUGUCGCACCUUUUAGCCCCUGUAAUCGUUAACAUUUAUUCCUUCCGCGUCUAUCGGCCGUGAGUGCCUCCGCGUUUGUUGCACACCAAACAGCUGUAUCGCCAAUAAACAUCUGCCUCCUGCAA
Molecule: messenger RNA, 2245 nt
Organism: Amphibalanus amphitrite
Lineage: Eukaryota; Metazoa; Arthropoda; Thecostraca; Balanomorpha; Balanidae
Product: translation initiation factor IF-2-like
Exons: 7
Coding region: 273-1577 (434 amino acids)
Cellular component (GO): cytosol; mitotic spindle; centrosome
Source: RefSeq, a predicted model, not a curated record